AUGGACUACGAUUCUAUCGAUUACUUUUUCGAUGACGCUUCGAGUUUCCAUGCUGAACUCGACGAUAUACUACGAUUACCAUGCUGUACCAAGCAAGAUGCAGAACGCAUAACAACACAAUAUCUUAGAUUAUGGUCUCGUUUCCAAGACGAGUUUUGUCAAUCACAAACCGAACUCGCCCAUUGUGCAUAUCAAAUGAUCGAUUCGCAUUUGUUCUUGGAGCAUAGCACGACUAUCUUGAGCCACAUCACCCAAGCACAUGCACUCUCAGCAUCCGAUCCACAUGAUCUACGUAUUGCCUAUUCCUUGUUGAUCUACGCUGGCAAAGAAGACCCCCGAUGGAUGAAAUUUGUCGUAUCAGAUGCACGGCGCAACAAGCAAAAUCGUCUAUUUAGAAAAAUCAUCAACGAACCCAUCAUUGCCUCAUCCGUGGGCCUUGCGUUCGAAAUGUGCAAAGUAUCCAAAUUACGGCAAUCUGAUCUAGGCGUGGUAUCCUGUUCCUUCCUCAAUUCUCUGCUGGACAUGGUUGAAUCGAUGCUUCAGGAUGCCGAUGAAUCCUUCAAUUACGACAUUAUUCAAUUUAUUCUGGUGUUGAAUGAGCAAUACAUGAUGGCGGGUACACAAACGAAUCGUGUCCUGGAUAUGCUGGAAGAACGGAUGGGCACCGCUACUACUUUCAGUGCCAACUUAAUUUUCAUGCUUAAUCGGUCAGAUGAUGCCUGCGUCAAGCUCUUGAUACUCAAACUUCUCUACGGGAUCUUUACACGUCCAUCUCUAUACGAGUUUUUUUAUACCAAUGAUCUCUAUGUCCUUGUGGAUAUCAUGUUACGUGAAGUGUGUGAUCUUGGUGAGGAACGAGAAGCCGAAGCUCUCCGCGACGCUUACUUGCGAGUGCUCCGCCCAUUGCUCAUCAAUACACAACUAAGACGUACACCAUACAAGGAAACUGAAAUUCGUAGCACAUUAUGUGCCAUGAUUGCACCAUGCAACUACAGGAUCGUCAACCCAUCCACCAAUCGUCUUGUGGAGCGCAUUCUUGAAGAAUGGACACCAUCAUCAUCCACAUUAUUAGAUGUCAACCCUGCUCUCAUCAAUCGUACUCCAAGCCCAUACCCCAUGUUGCGUUCACCAGCGUCUUUUUCUUCUUCUUCAUCAUCUAUCCAAACACCAGACGACGAAAGGGACCAACAAGUCGAUACCACCGUACUUUGUGCAGAAGCAUAA
Lichtheimia ornata is the source of this 1224-nucleotide messenger RNA. RefSeq lists its product as uncharacterized. Gene Ontology annotation, cellular component: actin cortical patch. Gene Ontology annotation, biological process: actin cortical patch assembly; endocytosis; actin cortical patch localization. The transcript is spliced from 6 exons. Lineage: Eukaryota; Fungi; Mucoromycota; Mucoromycetes; Mucorales; Lichtheimiaceae. The record is from RefSeq and is a predicted model, not a curated record. Gene Ontology annotation, molecular function: Arp2/3 complex binding. Bases 1 to 1224 code for a protein of 407 amino acids.